Molecule: messenger RNA, 1302 nt
Organism: Punica granatum (pomegranate)
Lineage: Eukaryota; Viridiplantae; Streptophyta; Magnoliopsida; Myrtales; Lythraceae
Source: RefSeq, a predicted model, not a curated record
UAUAACCUCACCAACGCCACGCUGAAUUGCAAAUUCUUUUCUUUGUCAUUUGCCUUAUAAAUAAAUCAAAACCAAAGCCAUCCUUCUUCUUCUUCUCCUCCUCGCCCUCCUCCCUUCUCCUUCGGCUUCUUCUUAGCAAUUAAGCAGCACCACCCACUGAGCUCGGUUUGGGGUAUUAAGGUGUUAAUUUGAUCGAUUUUGUGGUUAUGUAUAUGGCGGAGUCCGAGAAUCCCGGGGGUUCUGAUUCCUCGAGUGGCCAGAAGGAUCAGAAUCAUGGGAAGGGUGAGGACAUGAUUGUCAAGGAGGCUGAAGCAACUGGCAAACGGUCCUAUGAAUGCGUGUAUUGCAAGAGGGGGUUCACCAACGCGCAAGCCCUAGGUGGCCACAUGAACAUCCACCGCAAGGACCGAGCUAAUAAGUCAUUCUUGUCAUCAUCUUCCCCGCCCAAGAACAUUCCAGCAUUUGAAAGCAGGCCGAGCUUGGAAGCCCUAUGGAGCAAGCUGUCCUCGCAUUCCUCCACUGCAUGUCCGAGUCUUGUGAGCCCGACUAAUUACCUCGAGAGUUACCUGCAAGUUGCUAUGAGCUCCACUUCUUCGAGCAGGGGUAUUGAUCAUGAAGAGGCUCUUGGGUCGAAUUUGAGCUUGCAAGUUGGUUCUCCCGAUCAUGUUGAAGAUACAGAUGAGAAAGGCGAUGAUAGGAUGGAGGAAAUUGAUCUGGAGCUACGACUUGGUCGUCGCGAUCCCUAAGUUGGUAUUAUCCGAUUACAAGCUCUAUAUUAUAAGCUUGUUUUUUUUUUUUGUCAUAAGAAAGAAUUAGAUACUGAGUUUUGUGUACAGGGUGGAAUUUUUUUUGAUGGGUGAUUAAUUGCUAUUAUUGAUCAAUAUGAAGGUGGAAAUAUAUGGUCGAAUAUUCAUGAACUAUUGCUUUAUUCUUCAUUUUGGUGAUCACCAGUGCUUAUGUAGCAGUAACUUUACUGCUAUACAUCAAUGAAGAAAAUUUAUUUAGAGAUGCAUCAAAACCGUCCGAAGAGCAUAUACAUCAAUGGGUAUCGUCAAAGAAUCCUAGGGGCUGGGGAAGAGAGUUAAUGUAAGUGAACAAGCAUGACAUGUGCCUCAUUGGCCGGAUAAUUAAUGGUCGAUCUGAUUGAUGAAUAUCAUUUCGUACAGUCUAUUGAGGUGAUUACAGAUGGAUCAUCUAUUGCCCUAUGAAUGUAUGUUAAAAGUAGAGAUUUAGUUAGCUUAGUAAUGCAGUCUUUCUAUAUAUACUGCAAGCACUAGCACAUGAAGCACAUGAUGUCCAUUU